AUGCACAACCCAGAUCGAUCGGCCGAGCAGGGGCAUCGGAAAGCGCGCAUUCUUGCCUCUGUUGCGGCAACCAUCAUUGCCCUGAGCUGCGGAACGAAUUAUGGCUUCAGUGCUUGGGCUCCACAAUUCGCUGCGCGCCUACAACUCAACGCAACCCAAACGAACCUGAUAGGGAAUUUCUGCCAGCGAAUGCCAAAUGCAUGGCGAAUACCAGGAGGCAUCUUAAUAGAUUCAAAAGGGCCGCGCUGGGGAGUCUUGAUGGGCUGUAUAUGUCUGGCAUUGGGAUACUUUGCUCUGAAGAGUGCCUACGAUGGGGGCGCUGGCAGUAUGGGAAUGCCCUUGCUGUGUCUUUCUGCGCUUAUGACUGGCAUGGGAGGUUGUACGGCAUUCUCUGCUGCCAUCAAAGCUUCUGCGAGUAAUUGGCCAACCCAUCGUGGAACUGCGACGGCUUUCCCACUCAGUGCUUUUGGAUUGAGUGCCUUCUUCUACACCACAACAGCUGGAAUUUUGUUUCCCGGCGAUACUAGCGGCUAUCUCAAGCUGCUGGCUUACGGAACGACCGUCAUGACCUUUGUCGGCAUGCUGUUUUUGCGCAUCGUGCCAACAGGGCGAGAUGACGAUCACAACGCCGCUUAUGGUGUUGUACCUGCAGAGGAUUUAGAUCAGCAGAGUCUCAAGAAGCCUCGUAGAGAUAGCACACGCUUGCACAAUACGAGCACGCGAAGUACGCAAAGCUCAAGUCAUAGUCGAUCUGCAAGCAAGGCCAGCACUGCCAAUGGAGACGCCGAUGAGAGAUCGUCCUUGUUCUCGUCAGGCUCUAGUGGACCUGGCGAUAUUCGAGACGAUAUCGAGGACGCGGAGAAUCCUUAUCAGAACCACAAUCGGCCAGAAAUCACAGGAUGGGCGCUACUCCGAACUCCAAAAUUCUGGCAGCUUUUUGUACUGCUUGCUUUGCUUUGUGGUGUCGGACUCAUGACUAUCAACAAUAUUGGCAACAACGCUCGGUCGCUUUGGCAUCAUUACGAUGACAGCGCGAGCAAGGAAUUCAUCAUGAAGCGCCAGCUUAUGCACGUGAGCAUUCUGUCCUUCUGCUCCUUCCUGGGUCGACUUGCCAGUGGCAUUGGUUCGGAUUGGCUCAUCCACAAUCAUGCCUCAAGAUUCUGGACAUUGGUUGCCUCCGCGGCAAUCUUUGUCGGAGCGCAGGUCGUUGCGAUAACACUGGAAGAUCCUAGGCAUCUAUAUUUCCUCUCAGGAUCCACAGGUCUCGCCUAUGGUGUCCUUUUUGGCGUAUAUCCUGCUUUGGUCGCCGAUGCUUUUGGUCCGACAGGACUCGGCAUCAAUUGGGGCUGUAUGACUUGGUCGCCAGUUCUGAGCGGCAAUAUUUUCAAUUUGUUCUAUGGCUCUAUUCUUGACAAGCAUUCCACCUGGGACGGCGGCGAGCGUCAAUGCGACGAAGGCAAGGAAUGCUAUGCAAGUGCCUAUUACAUCACCCUAUGCUCAUCUGUGAUUGGGGUAUUGUGGACAUUGUGGUGCAUCCGUCAAGAGAAACUUGAGCACAUGCGCGAUCAGAAAGAGCAGGCUCGCGAGCAUCAGCCUUGA
Molecule: messenger RNA, 1599 nt
Organism: Pseudocercospora fijiensis CIRAD86
Lineage: Eukaryota; Fungi; Ascomycota; Dothideomycetes; Mycosphaerellales; Mycosphaerellaceae
Exons: 2
Coding region: 1-1599 (532 amino acids)
Cellular component (GO): membrane
Source: RefSeq, a predicted model, not a curated record